ACCGCGAGUCGAGAGAUGGGGAAUGCUCGUUCACCAAGGUGGGGGUUGGUUGAUCGACCGUACCCGCUCUUCUACUCGUCCUGCCGAGCCCCGACAUUCAUUCCACCCCGAACCGGCGGAUACGCUAGGACGUGCUCGUUCUCCAGCUCGAAUCGGUGCCAGCCGAAGGAUCAGCGAAGGACCGUUCAGGACGAACCAGAAGGGACGAGCAGACGUGAAGGAUAUAGACUGACGAUCGCCACGUCUCGCAAGAUGACGUACAACUGGGCGUGGUUGCUGCUGCUGUUCUCGUUAGUCUCGAUAGUCAUGUGCCUGCCCACGAGGAUGGAGGACCCGAAGAAAGCUGAGCAGGCCAUGAAACCGAAGUCAAAACGAACUCAGGAGACGCUGAUGUUCGGUAAUCAGCAGAACCGACAGGCCAAUGCUGCAGCUGCCGCUGCCGCCGCUGAAUCUUUCACGACAAAUACGGAGAAACGAACCCUUGCUUCCUCGGGACUGGGAGGCUUGAAAGCGGCUCUCGCCGAAGACGAUAAACCAUCCCAGCCCAAAUCUCCUAGCAACUCCAUGUACGAGCACGAGACUUACUCGCCGUACGACAAGAAUUACGACUACGGUAAGGUCCUCAUGAACGAGGUCGAGGAGGACGGACCGCGGGUAUGGGACAUUCCGCCGUAUUCUCGGUACUACACGGGCGAGGAUCGGCGCAAGAGAUCGGAAAAGUCCACUGCGAGCGCGCAGCCGAGCAGCAGCAUCACGACGUUGCAGCCUCCGACCAGCACGUACGAGUGGGCGAAACCGGGCCAAAUCGUGAGACGUCUCGUAUCUACCCAGCAACCGGUGCAGGCUCAAGUUAAGAGAAGCAUCCCGUUCUACCAGGAACCACGGUUCAAACGAGACCUACCCUUGGACAUUGAUCCUGAGGACGUAUUGACCCUUCUGUCACUAUGGGAGAAUGAACGGCGUAACGGAAACUGGCGCAACUAUGCUAAAGAAGAAUACGAGAAUAUGAUGGAUGACAACAGUUUCCUCGACGAGGAAGACGCUAGGAAUGAUUUCCUUUUAGCUCUUCCAUGGUUAGAAGCGGUGUAUCCCUCAUCUCGGCACUACGAGACGUUGUCGCCCUCCGACAUCGGAAUAGUCCGAACUCACCCACCCAACUAUUACGAUCAAUUGGAACAGCAGUACGAAGGCACCGCGCAGUACGGCAAUCCUCAAUAUGGUAAUUCACAGUACGGCUUCGUUUACCCUCAGCGUGCCUACUAUCCUCACGAAAAGAGAUUCAUGGUGUCUAAAAAGCGAACGCAGAGCUACGAUCCGUACUCCACGGCUCAGCUGCAAUUGAGUUCCCAACCGCGAAGUUAUCAAUAUCCCCAUCGCGUUGUCUACUAAAAUAAUCCUGGAGUUGUCUAGAGGCGCGCGAAGAAGCGAGGAAUCUCUCAGACAAGAAUUCUAUCGGGAAAGGGAAAAUCAGUAGUUGACGUUUCCGGGAGGACCGGCGCUCUUUCGAUGAACGGCCCCCGCUGUCGCUCCUUCUCAACUAUUCUCCCUUUUUCUCGCAGGAGAAAAAAGAAGCAGAUGGCGGAUUUAUUCAUUCUAAGAAACACGGUGCUCAGAGAAAGAGAGAGAGAGAGAGAGAGGCUCUUCGAGUCGCAAGAGACGCGCUGAAGAGAGACAUCGGUUCAUUAAAAAAAGAGAAACAAAUUUUUUUCUUUCUAAAUUCUUAUCUAAAUAUCCCGAAAUAGAUGUAAGUUACAAUAAAUUCUCAAGAUACUUUAGAAAUUUGCGACAAAGUUUGUUCGUUAUCAAGUACGAAUUCUAAGAGAUACAUAUGCAAAACAUAUCAGAGUCAUCCGUGACUCAAUCCGAAAUAUAUCCUGUGCUAUAUAAACAAAUUCGAAGAUUCGAUUAGAUUUGUUACUCUGAGCUCGAUCGCGAAAAAUAAAGAAAAAAGAGAAGCUUCAGCGCGCUCUUGUCGCUCUUACCUCGCUUAAUAUUGUAAUGUUACGAUUUUAAGCUCCUUUUGCGUGUAAUACGAGCGAUGCGCCCGUAAUAACGCUACGACUGAAUCAUUAAACAAUCGUAGUAUCGAAUCAAAUUACCCUCAGGCUUGGUUUCGACGACUGAUUAAAAAAAAAAAAAUAUAUAUAUAUAUAUAUAUAUAUACAUACAUAUAUGUAUAUGAGACGAUAUAGUUUCGCGCGCGCGUUCGUGAAUUAGCAUGAGACUAGAUGUAGAUCUAUUCAUCUAUUAGGCAAUGCGAACGAAUGAGUUAAAAGAGAAGUCGGACAAGUGGAGAAAACGAAGGCGAGGAAAUGUAUCAGACAAAUGUUCAAUGUUUAUGUAUAAAAGGGAGAAGGAACCUAGAAAUCGAGAAUAAAAUUCACACACAUUGCGCGAGAUUUAAAUUUUACUUCAGUACUACACACAUAUAUAUAUAUAUGUAUAUUAAUAUAUUUCUCUCUCUACGACGGAAGUGCAAGAAAAUGUAUUAGAAUGUUAAAAUUUCUUCGUAAAUUCUUGGUGGCUGCGCCAAAUGCAGAGUGUCAAAAAUUAUUGUAUUAUAAUAUAUAUUUGCAUCGUUAACUGAGAAGCGCAAACCAACUAAACGUUAAUAACUAAUAUAUCUAAUCGCGAAUCGUCGUCUUGUCGUCGUAUUCUACCCAUUGAUAUUCGUAUUUCUAGAAAGCAGGGAACGUUCGAAUUUUGUGAGCGUAAUAUACCGAAGGAGUAUUCUCGUAUAAGGUUUUCUUCGAACCAAACACGGCCUUCCAUAUUCAACACUCCGAGGAGACUGAACAUCUCUAUAUAAUUAACAUAGUUAAAUCCGUUACACGCGUCUUUACAAAUUAAUAUACAGUAUACUUACUUUUCAAUUCUUUGUCAACUUUUGAUCAAUUGUAUUUUUUGAUAUUAUUUUUAAUUUAUGAGUUUUUAUGUGAAUUUUUUUUUUUUAAGUCUUUAAUAUUAGAUACAUAUUUGUUGCUAAUUAAAAUUCUCAUAUUAAUUCUCUUUGCUAAUUAAAUGCUCCGAAGUAAAAAGAUAGACUGGAACAUACCCUCGUAAGACUGGAGAGCACACUAAUAAGGAUAAUAGAAUAUUCGAUUGCGAUGAGGAAACCAUUCAUAAUUUCCUUCUGCAUUUUUUAUGGUUCAGAAAAACUAGAUUUUUCAUAGAUUAAGCAUGAGUUUCGCGUCAGAAAUAUUCAAAGAUUCGUUAUGUGCGUAUUAUAAAUAAUAUUACACAGACGGGAGCGAUAAAUUAUAUAUUAUAUAAAAUAAAAGAAAAUCAGCCAAUUAUAUAUUAUAGCUUUACUCUUCUCGACGAAUAAUCUCGCACGAUCGAUGUUCAAGGCAAGUUUGCCGAAAGUGUGUAUUUUUGUUACGUAUCGCAGAAAAAGGCUG
Molecule: messenger RNA, 3401 nt
Organism: Nylanderia fulva
Lineage: Eukaryota; Metazoa; Arthropoda; Insecta; Hymenoptera; Formicidae
Product: prohormone-2
Source: RefSeq, a predicted model, not a curated record